UUAGCAGGACAAACCAGCAGGCGCGCAGAGGUACACUGGUUCAUUUUGAUCCUCAUCUCAGAGGAAGCUGCCCACCACCACCACCACCUCCACCCCACACAGUAAACAUCCUCUGACAGAUGGAGAAACAGGCCGGAGCUGCCGGGGCGGCGGACGGAGCAGGGCCGAACAGAAAGCCCUGGGGCCCGCCGACCUGCGGACCAGCCACCGGCGAGACUCUGGACAGUCCUACAGGUUCUCAUGUAGAGUGGUGUAAACAGCUGAUAGCAGCCACCAUCUCCAGUCAGAUCUCUGGACCAGUCCCACCUGAUGUGAACAGGGAGAACAAGAUCGGGAGAAGACCAGACUUUCUGGUGUCCAAGAGGCUGAAUCCAAGGGAUUCACAGGAUGAAGGGCUUUGUUACCAUGGAGAAAGUGAUUCUGAGCAUCCUUCCAAUUCUUUGAACCUUCCAGCUCUGAGAUAUGGGGCGCAGGUCAAAAUGUCCCAAAACCAGGUUCCUCUGCUACCAGGAGAGAACAUCCAGACUACAGUCAAGGAUGUGAUGUACAUCUGUCCAUUCAGUGGGCUGGUUAAUGGGACUCUGACCAUCACAGACUACAAGCUGUACUUCAGCAGUGUGGAGAGGGAGUCUCCAUUUACUCUUGAUGUGAACCUGGGAGUCAUCAGUCGACUAGAGACCAUCAGCGUCCCCAACCAAGGAGAGAACACCAAAGGACUGGAGUUGGUCUGCAAGGACAUGAGGAGUCCGAGAUUUGCCUAUAAGACAGAGGAGAGCCAUCCAGAUGUGCUGGAGGUGCUCACCAAACAUGCCUUUCCUCUCUCCCACAGCCUGCCUCUGUUUGCAUACCAGUACAAGGAGCAGUAUCCUGUGGACGGCUGGAAGGUGUAUGACCCCAUGACAGAGUACAGACGUCAGGGUCUUCCUAAUGAGAGCUGGACCAUCAGUAAGAUGAACAGCACCUAUGAGCUGUGUGACACGUAUCCCUCCAUCCUGGUCAUCCCCACCAACAUCACAGAUGAAGACAUCAAACGAGUGGCAGUGUUCAGAGCCAAACACCGCAUACCGGUCUUAUCCUGGAUCCACCCAGAGACUCAGGCCACCAUCGUACGCUGCAGCCAGCCGUUAGUUGGCCCUUCAGACCGUCGCUGUAAAGAAGACGAACGCUUCCUCCAAAUCAUCAUGGACGCCAACGCCCAGUCUCACAAGCUCACUAUCUUUGAUGCCCGGCAGAGUAGUGUUGCAGUCACCAACAAGGGGAAGGACGGAGGGUUUGAAAGUGAGAGCUUCUAUUCCAAUGUGGAGCUGAACUUCCUGGAAAUCCCCAACAUCCACGUGAUGAGGGAGUCUCUGAGGAAGAUGAAGGAUGUGGUUUAUCCCACCAUAGAUGAAGCCCACUGGCACUCGAAUAUAGACCAGACACACUGGCUGGAGUACAUACGGCUGUUACUAGCAGGAGCAGCAAAGAUAGCUGAUAAACUGGAGUCAGGGAAGACAUCAGUGGUGGUUCACUGCAGUGAUGGAUGGGACAGAACUGCUCAGCUCACCUCUCUGGCCAUGCUGAUGCUGGACAGUCACUAUCGCACCCUCAGAGGGUUCCAGGUCCUGGUGGAGAAGGAAUGGAUUAGUUUUGGACACAAGUUUGCUGCUCGUGUGGGUCAUGGUGAUGAGAAUCAUGCCAACUCAGAGCGCUCGCCUCUCUUCAUCCAGUUCAUGGACUGUGUGUGGCAGAUGACCCGACAGUUCCCAGCAGCCUUUGAGUACAAUGAGCUGUUCCUCAUCACAAUUCUGGAUCACCUGUACAGCUGUCUAUUUGGUACAUUCCUCUAUAACAGUGAGCAGGAGCGGACAGCUAAGGAGGUUCAGAGCAGCACUGUGUCUCUGUGGUCCUACGUUAACAGCCAGCCUGAGGACUUCACCAACCCUUUCUAUGUGGACUAUGAGCACCAUGUUCUGUAUCCACUGGUGUCCUCCAGACAUCUGGAGCUGUGGAGCAGCUACUACGCCCGCUGGAACCCACGGAUGAGACCACAGGUUCCGGUGCAUCAGACUCUGAAGGACCUGCUGAUCCUGAGAGCAGAGCUGCAGAGGAGAGUGGAGGAGCUGCAGAGAGACGCCACCUCCCAUUCCCUGUCCUCCUCCUCUGAACACUCCCCCUCCCCCACACACACAACUGGAACACCACUGCACUCCGCUGUCUGACACACACACACACACACACACACACA
Scomber japonicus (chub mackerel) is the source of this 2227-nucleotide messenger RNA. RefSeq names its product myotubularin related protein 1a (gene mtmr1a). Gene Ontology annotation, biological process: dephosphorylation. Lineage: Eukaryota; Metazoa; Chordata; Actinopteri; Scombriformes; Scombridae. Gene Ontology annotation, molecular function: phosphatidylinositol-3,5-bisphosphate 3-phosphatase activity. The record is from RefSeq and is a predicted model, not a curated record. The coding region runs from base 120 to 2201 and encodes 693 amino acids. The transcript is spliced from 20 exons.